Messenger RNA from Bursaphelenchus okinawaensis, 2785 nucleotides. The record is from the annotation of a GenBank genome assembly. Lineage: Eukaryota; Metazoa; Nematoda; Chromadorea; Rhabditida; Aphelenchoididae.
AUGACGGAAAAACAAGUCAAAACCCCGGAAUUCCUAAAGGAUAUCGCUACAAAACUGAACCAACAACUGACAUCACGAGAAGUGGCUAAACAAUUAGAUCAAGACGAUGAGCUAGCCUACUUGAGACACAAUUUUCAUCUGCCUAAAAUGGGAACCUUGCCCGAGGUUGAUAGGAGUUUGGUGGAUGAUGAAGAAGACUCUAUUUAUUUGUGUGGUAACUCUUUGGGACUAUUGCCUAAGGCUACUAGGAGUUAUGUUGACAAACAGUUGGACAAGUGGGCUGAGAUGUAAGGUGAAAAUCGCGUUUUUAUAUCUAACUUCCUUUACUUAUUCUACCCUACCCUACCCUACCCUACCCUACCCUACCCUACCCUACCCUACCCUACCCUACCCUACCCUACCCUACCCUACCCUACCCUACCCUACCCUACCCUACCCUACCCUACCCUAUCCUACCCUACCCUACCCUACUCUACCCUACCCUACCCUACUCUACUCUAAUCUAUUUUACCUUACUCUUCCCUACCCUACACUACCCUACACUACCCUACUAUACCGUCCUUAGAGAACCCCACUUUGCCCUUCAGUAUUCCUACUGUCUCUAGCUUGACCUAAUCGUACUCUACCUUUCUCUAACAUACCUUACUUUACCAUAACUUAUAGAACCCUGCUUUGCCCUAAAGUAUUCUUACUAUCCUAAUUCUAUACAUUGUCGUAUUUUACCUUAAUUUACAUUGUCGUAUCCUAUCCUAACAUAAUCUAUCUCUCUUCUCCCCUUCCUGUUCCUUUCUCCAGUUUAAUCUAAUAAUAUACAUCUUAUUUCAGGGGUGUAUUCGGUCACCAUACAGGCGAACUCCCAUGGAUCGACUGUGAUGAAGCCGUGCUCGACGGCCUACAAAAGCUAGUAGGAGCAGAGGAAGAUGAGGUAGCAGCCAUGAAUGGUCUCACAGUAAAUCUACAUGUUUUAUUGACAGCUUUCUACACUCCAACUGAUAAGAAGUUUAAAAUCCUACUAGAAUCUCAGGCUUUUCCUUCUGAUCACUAUGCCAUCGAGAGUCAGAUAAGGUUGAAAGGAUAUGAUCCGAAAACUGCUAUGGUGUGUAUGAGUCCUAGAGAGGUAAGGGGUAAAAUACGGUUAAAGAAAUUGAUAUGUCAAAAAUCCUAUUCAGAUUUUAAAAUUCAUAUUUCCCGCCAAAAGCCAACUUCAAUUUUCAGGGAGAAGACUGCGUACGAACCCAAGAUAUCAUAGACUACAUCAAAGCAGAAGGCGACUCAAUAGCUCUUAUCCUAUUCAGUGGAGUCCAAUAUUACACUGGCCAACUCUUCGAUAUUCAAAUCAUCACAGCGGCCGGCAAAGCCCAAAACUGCAUCGUUGGAUGGGAUUUGGCCCAUGCUUUUGCCAAUGUGCCGCUGGAGCUCCACAAAUGGAGCGUUGACUUUGCUUGUUGGUGUUCUUACAAAUAUGGUUGUGCUUCGGCUGGUGGUUUAGCUGGAUUGUUCGUUCAUAAUCAACAUAAAGAUGACCAGAGGAACCGAAUGUUAGGUUGGUGGUCGCAUGAGAGGAAAUCGCGGUUUUUAAUGACUAAUGAGUUGGAAUUGGCAUCUGGAGCGGCUGGCUACAGGAUAAGCAAUCCUCCCAUCUUGUUGGUUUGUGCUGUCAUGGGAUUUUUGAAGGUAACUUUAUUUUUUAAAUUUUUUUAUUCCUUUUUUUAAAUUGAAGAGGUUUAAAACUUGAUUAGCAAUGCUUAGAAUCUCUGAACAAAAAAACAUGGCAAACUAAAAAAAUAUAAAAAAAAUUUUUUAAAAAAAUUGACAAGGAAAGUAUCCGAUCUGCCCCUUUCUGAUUGACUUCAAAUCUUUACAUAGCAAAAUCAUGUUAAUGUAAGGUAUUCAGGAAAGUCUUUUUAGGAAAUCUCGAGAAAAUCUAGAUUAAAAUUACGUUUUGAAUUUCCCGCCAAAUUGACAUAGUGUUUCAAGCUUAAAACUUUGUCAUUUUUUGACUUUUACCUAUUUUUCUUUGAAAUACUAGAAGAAUAACUUUAAAUAAACCUACAUUUUUAAAUUUGUAAGUGUAUCUUAGCUGGAUAGUCGAAAAAAGUGCUUGAAACACAAUGCCAAAUUGGCGGAAAACCAAAAUAAUUCAAGGUUAAAACUCAAAAGCGCGUGCUAAAUUUUUAAUGAGUAUUAUUAGUAGUACAAGAAAUUCAUAUAAAAAUUUUGUGCUGAUUCUGAGCUAGGCAGGUAGGGAGGGUACUUUACGUGAGCUUGGUCCCCCCUGUUUUUUUUUCAUUUUUUGAAAUCUACACCCUGCCAAACCAACAUCACUUUCCCAACAAAAAAACAAACAAAAUUAGUCAAAAUCCAUCAAAACUUGUCCACACUACCUUACGUAUUAUUAUGUCUCUUUCAGGCCAUUGAAACCACAAACAUUCAACAACUGAGAGCCAAAUCCCUCAAACUUACUGCUUAUUUGGAAUACCUCGUUGACAGUCAUUUUUCAACCCAAACUGAUCAAAACUCGAAACAACACAUCAAGAUUUCACUCAUAACGCCACGAGACCCCUCUCAACGUGGAUGUCAGCUUUCACUUCAAUUCAAUUGUGACAUAUCGCUAAUUUACAGAGAGUUAACGAAACGAGGAUGUGCUGUGGACAAACGGUAUCCCAAUGUGAUACGAGUCGCACCGGUACACAUGUAUAAUUCGUUUGAGGAUUGUUGGAGGUUUGUCCAGGUCUUACAGGACUCAAUUCAAAGUUUGAAUCAACAAAAGUUAAUUAAAUAUUAA